AUGGAAAUGGAACUCAUUUUCUCAGUUCAAUCAUUACUGCUCCUUUCUCUAACCAUUCUUUGUUGUUACUACUACUUCAGUUUACACCAUAAACAGAAUGGAAGUAAUCAUGGGUUCAAAAUCUACCCCAUACUCGGUGCCUUGCCCGAUUUCUUGAGAAACCGACAUCGGUUUCUUGAUUGGACGAACGGAGUUUUACGGCGGUGCCCGACUAAUACCGCCGUCUUUCACCGUCCAGUUAAGAUCCAUGGGGUCAUGACUGCGAACCCUUUGAAUGUCGAGUAUGCUCUCAAGACCAACUUCGAGAACUACCCUAAAGGGGAACGGUUCAUUGGGAUAUUCAAGGACUUGUUUGGCCAAGGCAUGUUCAACUCGGAUGGUGUUCUUUGGAAAAUUCAAAGGAAAACAGCUAGCUACGAGUUCAACACCAAAUCUAUGAGAAAUUUCAUCAUGGACAGUGUUUGGCUCGAGAUUUCAACGAGGUUGAUCCCAGUCCUAAACCAGGCAUCGGAAACGAAUCAGAUAUUGGAUUUGCAAGAUAUUUUGGAGCAAUUCGCUUUUGAUAACAUAUGCAAACUAGCUUUCAAUGUCGACCCUGGUUGUCUUGGUGGCAAUGGAAAUGGUUCUCAUUUCAUGCGUGCCUUUGAAGAGGCUACAAUGCUUAGUUUCGGUAGAUUCAUGUAUGCUUUCCCCAUUUUAUGGAAGAUAAAAAGGAUUUGCAACAUGGGAUCGGAGCGAAACUUGAAGAAAUCGAUCAAAAUCGUCCACGAAUUCGCCGAUAGCAUCAUAAAAACAAGAUUACAAUCAAAAUACGAAACCAAAGAUGAAGAUUUACUCUCGAGGUUCAUCAGAAAUGACAACAAUUCACCUCAAUUUCUCCGGGAUAUCAUCAUAAGCUUCAUCCUAGCAGGCCGAGACACCACAUCCUCAGCCUUGACUUGGUUCUUUUGGCUACUAUUGCUAAACCCGAGCGUCGAACAAAACAUUCUAAACGAACUCGAAACGAUCCGAACACGAAACCGGAAAACCAUUGGCUGCACAUAUACAUUCGACGAACUACGUGACAUGCACUAUCUUCAUGCAGCGAUUUCCGAGAGUUUAAGAUUGUACCCACCGGUUCCCAUCGACACAAAAGUUUGUGUAAACGACGACAUACUUCCGGACGGCACGUUUAUAAGAAAAGGUUGGUUUUUCACUUACCAUGCGUAUGCAAUGGGGCGGAUGGAGGCCAUAUGGGGCAAGAAUUGCGAUGAAUAUUUACCGGAAAGGUGGCUAGAUGAAACUGGGAACUACAAGCAAGAGAAUCCAUUUAAAUUCCCCAUAUUCCAUGGGGGACCAAGGAUGUGUUUAGGUAAAGACAUGGCGUAUAUUCAGAUGAAAUCGAUUGUGGCAGCUGUGAUGGAGAGGUUUGUGAUAGAAGUACAAGGGAAAGACAAGUGUCCUCAACACCAAAUGUCUUUAACUCUUAGGAUGAAAGGUGGGUUAUCGGUUAAGGUCAGGGAAAGAUGAGCCUACUUGUUUGUUUGAUCUUCAAAUACAAUGGGAUUAGUGUGUUUUUUCUUUUUAAAUGGAGAUUUAAUGUUUGUUUUA
Hibiscus syriacus is the source of this 1590-nucleotide messenger RNA. Its product is annotated as cytochrome P450 94A2-like. Gene Ontology annotation, molecular function: oxidoreductase activity, acting on paired donors, with incorporation or reduction of molecular oxygen; heme binding; monooxygenase activity. The transcript is spliced from 2 exons. The coding region runs from base 1 to 1509 and encodes 502 amino acids. Lineage: Eukaryota; Viridiplantae; Streptophyta; Magnoliopsida; Malvales; Malvaceae. The record is from RefSeq and is a predicted model, not a curated record.